Messenger RNA from Chara braunii, 3411 nucleotides. The record is from the annotation of a GenBank genome assembly. NCBI's taxonomy places the organism in Eukaryota, Viridiplantae, Streptophyta, Charophyceae, Charales, Characeae.
ACUGAAAGCUGCCCCAAAUAGACUGGGCGUUGUGUCGGGUGAAGGUGGUGGGGGUAUGGAUUAUCACGCAUUAGAGCAGACCCCUUUUGAGGCAUGGAGAGAAAAGGUGUUUCCGCUAAUUGCCGAACGACUUGCAAGAGAAUGCCCAUCUGUGAACACGUACCUGGUUCUGUACCAUGAAGUGACAAUAAUCAACCUGCUUGAGAUCAUGAUGUACCAUCAGGAAGUUUUUGAGGCUGUUGAUGAUGAUGCUCUUCUUGAGGUAACCCAUAUUUCGGUUUUGCGGAUCACGGGCCAGGAGAACAGAGGCGAGUGUGCGAUGGCGCGAAGAAGAACGUUGCUUGAGGAACACCCUUUGGGCAUUCAACCGCCUAGGGAAGUACCGGGUGGAGUAGAGGUUAGCUUGUCGGCAGCAAGUGAAGGCUGGCACCGGGUGGCAGAUUGGGUCGGGAUCGAGCUUGCGGAAAAUAUGGUUUACUUAGUGACGAAAGUUGAGUGGCGUGCGGCCGAGAAUGGGGAACGGAACCCAGACCCACGGGGGCACAUGCGCGCAAAAGGGUGGUUGUAUGUGUCGAAAAAUGGAUGGAGGGAGUUCGGAGUUCGGCUGGCAUCAGGAGAAGACCCGUUGAGCAUGUUUGAAGGGGCAUGGCAGUUCGUAUGGCAAGCGGGAUCUGAGUUCGCAGAUCCGGGGGUUGACGAUGCAACAGCGGACCUUAGGGUAGCCAUGGUUGGGAGUUUUGAAUUGCCUAGUGAAAGUGUACGAAUGAGGCUGCCACCCUUCUUGCUGGAAAAACUGGGCGGUUUGGAACUUGUUAGACAAGCAGUAGCCGAUCUCGCAAGCCUCGCAUAUGAAGAGGCGAUGGUACAUCGAGAAUACUACCGGGCCUUCUUAGAAAUGGGGCCGUUCAGCGGAGAGCAAAAGUACGAGGUGCUGCGCAACUGCGGGUCUUCUAAGUCGGAAAUGGCAAUGAGACGUGCGCGGAUGUCGCGACGACCUAUGCACCCGCGACCACCCACGGAAAACGAAGGUGGAUGGGAGGUGUCGCUCCCAGCAGGCUACGCGAUUCAAGGAUUGGAUACCGAGUGGAGAGCCGUGAUCCUGGGAAGAGGUCAGACGUUCAUGAUGGUGGAAUGUUUGUGGGAAGGUAUGAGAAUUAAUAGAGGAUCGGGGGACGAUCUGUACACCGAUCUUAGGGUGACGGGGACCGUAUACUUGCCAGAGCUCGGGUGGCACAUGUUAGGGACGGAGUUGGCACUAGGGCAUGGGUUGUUGCCAAUCUUCCAGAGGGCUACUAGAGUACUAAACCGGGUAGGCCAGGAAGUGCGAGGAAGAAGGAAUGUGGGGUUAAGGACUCGGGUGGAGAUAGGAGGUUGGAGAGAGUUUAAGGCCCCAAUGACCGGGCUGAGGUGCCGAGUACCUCGCUUCAUGGUAGACCUGGUAUUCGGCAGUCUCAAGAGGGCAAGGGAUUUGGUGGACUCGACCCUGGUCUGGAUCCACCUCUUCCGGCCACAAACAACGGGCAUGUUCUACGACGUGUCGGUCAGACAUGGGCCGGAUCGAGAGUCAGCCAAACUGGAGGGGACCCGAGAAGAUGGAAAGGACGCCUCUAUUGGAGAAAGCUCAGGGAAAGCUGAGGGUAGCAAAAGGGGACUUCAGGAAAACAGGGAAGGGGGAAACGAUAUGAGAACAAGUCCUCGAAAAUCAGCAGGAGCCACCCCUAAAAAGACGAAAGUCUUUGAUACUAGUCAUAAACUGACAGAGAUAGAGAAGCGGACCGCAGAAUUUAAGGCAAGACUUAUCGAGCAGAUGAUGGUCGGGGAUGAGGAGGACCUCCAGGACGCAGGGUCACGUGAGGGACGCAGGGCCGGUCAGAACGAGGCUAGGUAUGAGGGGAAGGAUGAUAGUUACAAAGGAACGCCUAGUAAGAAGGGGAAGGACAAGAGCGACCCCCCGGCGGAAGGAACGGAAAACGCUAUGACCCCACCCGCCAUUGACAGCGGCACUAGCAGACUACCCGCCACGCCGAAAGUAACAGGGGCGUGUGACGGACUUUGGAGCCUUAGGGAGAGAGUGCUAGGAUGGUUCGACCCAGAGGGAACACCGAAAACCAGGGAGAAGCAGAGGGAAAGCAAGGAAGGGGAAGGAGCCAGUGCAGCCGGGGAAGCGGGUGGCUCCGAAGACGGUCUCAAGAAAGUAGUCGCCACCCUCAACAGGACACUGAACAAGAACCAGGGGUAUCUCGCAGAUGCAAAAAAGAAACUCACGUUCGAUGGGGCCAACAUUACAGAGUUUCUAAUAGACUAUGAGAACCUAGCAGCCUUACUGAAAUGGACGGAAGAGGAAAAGAUGGAGCACCUAGGACAGCACGUAUCGCUAAGUUUGGGAAGAGACAUUAUGGCCAUCGUCGCCUUUAGUGGAUCCUGGAAAGAGACCAGGAAUGAGAUGAUGAGAAAAUACCUGAAGGCAGAAAAAAUAGCAACAGAGGCAGAAUUAGCCGCAGUCCAGAGGAAAAAUUAUGCGACCUACAACGAUUUCCUGAGGGAGUUCACGUUAGUGGCUCUGCGAAUUCCCGGGGUAACGGACCGCACAAUGAGUAAAUACUUCCUCAGGCAGUUCUCCGAGUUUGAUAAGGAUAAGAUUUUGUCAGCAUACCAGCAGACCAGUAAGUUCGAAUAUACGAGAGAUGUGGAUUUCAGCACCGUAACGGACCUUGCGGAAAAGACAGUGGUUACUGAGACGCUAGCCCUACUUAAGGAAGGGGAGGUCAUAGAUCUGACCGGGAAGACAGGGGAUAAGGUCAAGAAGGGGAUAGAGAGCCUGCACGAACGAGUGCACGGGGUUGAUAGCAAGAUGGACAGAAUGGAAAAUGCGCUGUUAGUAAUGCAGGCGCAAGUGUCAAGACCCGCCCUCCCGCCCCAAGAGGCCGUGGUUCCGGCAGCCGUAGCAAACCGGGGGUUUGGCAGAAGGGAUCCAACCAACGAACAAUGCAAGUAUUGCACCAUGAUCGGGCAUUUCGUACAGGCUUUUCGGAAGCCUCUUUACGGAGAUCGUUUCCUCGAGGUAUCCUACAUCUACUCUGGUGGGAGAGGACGGAUUGAGAUAUUGAUUGGAGCUUCAGGUGACAUCACUCUUGCGGAGGAGCUUUAUCUCAGGAGUGUCGCAGACGAGGAGAUGGCGAGAUGCAUGGCCUACAUCUGCAAGAUUGAUCCAGCUGCGCCUCUCGAUAUCAGCUAUGUGGUUCCAGAGUCUAUAGCCACGCGGGUUCUCAAUGACGAGGCGCCAGAUAUGGAGUCCCAGACGGCAACACUUACUCAUGAGGGGGUACCGCUUAUUAUCAUUGAUUGAGCUGUGUUUCGCUGUCUGGCAUCAAACUUGUUUCCUUCUUUGGGCAAUGAAUGCAUUUGGCCAUC